This is a messenger RNA of Cuscuta campestris, 2607 nucleotides long. The record is from the annotation of a GenBank genome assembly. Lineage: Eukaryota; Viridiplantae; Streptophyta; Magnoliopsida; Solanales; Convolvulaceae.
UAUAAAUACUGUGUAACAUUUGAUGGACUCCCCUCGUUCCUCGCUUCCUUGGCUCUAUUUUAAUCCUUCCUCUUUGUCUCUCUGUCUGAAUUCAUUUCUCCUCCCAUUUCUCUCUCUCCCCCCGCCCUCUCUCUCUCUGCAACUAUAAAUUCUGUCUUGCAUUCUCUCAUAUAGACGCCGGGGUUGUUGAUCCAGAUUGAUCCAACGAUCCGAUCCUCAAGCUAUCUGUUACGAAGCUGUAUCCUUUUGCUCGCAUUGCCGCGUUUUUUUCCUAGAUCUGCAAUUCGAAGAUGACAACAUACACCCCAAAGAACAUUCUCAUCACUGGGGCUGCUGGAUUCAUUGCAUCUCAUGUUGCAAAUCGACUUGUCCGGAGUUAUCCUGAUUACAAGAUUGUUGUUCUUGAUAAGCUAGACUACUGUUCUAAUCUUAAGAACCUUCUCCCCUCCCGCCCAUCUUCUAACUUCAAGUUUGUUAAGGGGGACAUUGCAAGUGCUGAUCUUGUUAACUAUCUCCUCAUCACCGAGUCCAUAGACACUAUAAUGCAUUUCGCUGCUCAAACCCAUGUUGACAACUCCUUCGGAAACAGCUUUGAGUUCACCAAGAACAACAUUUAUGGCACACAUGUACUAUUGGAGGCCUGCAAAGUUACUGGUCAGAUCAGAAGGUUUAUCCAUGUCAGCACAGACGAGGUGUACGGGGAGACUGAUGAGGAUGCUGUGGUGGGAAAUCAUGAAGCAUCACAACUCCUUCCUACGAACCCAUAUUCAGCAACAAAAGCAGGUGCUGAAAUGCUUGUCAUGGCUUAUGGUAGGUCAUAUGGAUUGCCUGUCAUAACAACUCGGGGAAACAAUGUGUAUGGCCCCAACCAGUUCCCUGAAAAAUUAAUCCCUAAGUUCAUACUCUUAGCCAUGAAGGGAAAGACGCUUCCGAUUCAUGGAGAUGGUUCUAAUGUACGAAGCUAUCUCUAUUGUGAAGAUGUUGCUGAGGCUUUUGAGGUUAUCCUUCACAAGGGAGAGGUUGGUCAUGUUUACAACAUUGGAACAAAGAAGGAGAGGAGAGUGAUCGAUGUCGCUCAAGACAUAUGCAGGCUUUUUAAUAUGGAUGCAGAAAAAAGCAUUGAAUUUGUAGAAAACAGGCCGUUUAAUGACCAGAGAUAUUUCCUUGACGAUGAGAAAUUGAAAAAUCUGGGUUGGUCAGAAAGGACACUGUGGGAAGAGGGUUUAAAGAAGACGAUUGAAUGGUAUACCAAUAACCCUGAUUGGUGGGGGGAUGUAUCUGGUGCACUGCUUCCCCAUCCUAGAAUGCUAAUGAUGCCUGCCGGUAUAGAAAAGAACUUUGAAGGGCCUGAGAAAUACAACUCAAAUGAGACGGAAAUGGCACCACCUCCCACAAGCGGCAAACCAGCUUAUAAGUUUUUGAUUUAUGGUAGAACUGGGUGGCUUGGCGGUCUACUUGGCAAGCUGUGUGAGAAACAGGGGAUCCCUUAUGAGUACGGUAGAGGCCGGUUGGAGUAUCGUUCACAGCUAUUGGCUGACAUUCGAUCUGUUAAGCCCACCCACGUGUUCAAUGCUGCUGGGGUCACCGGUAGACCCAAUGUUGACUGGUGUGAGAGUCAUAAGACUGAAACAAUCCGCACCAAUGUUGUUGGUACACUGACUUUAGCAGAUGUGUGCAGAGAGAAUGGCCUGCUGAUGAUGAAUUUUGCCACAGGUUGCAUAUUCGAAUAUGAUGCUUCUCAUCCAGAAGGUUCCGGGAUUGGGUUUAAAGAAGAAGACACACCAAACUUUGCCGGUUCUUUUUAUUCAAAGACCAAGGCCAUGGUUGAAGAGCUCCUAAAAGAGUACGAAAAUGUUUGCACCCUCAGGGUUCGCAUGCCAAUAUCUUCAGAUCUGAACAACCCGCGCAAUUUCAUCACCAAGAUUGCCCGUUAUAACAAGGUUGUAAACAUUCCCAACAGCAUGACUGUCUUGGACGAGCUGCUUCCCAUUUCCAUCGAGAUGGCGAAGCGCAACCUGAGAGGCAUUUGGAAUUUUACCAACCCCGGGGUUGUCAGCCACAAUGAGAUUCUGGAGAUGUACAAGACCUACAUGGAUCCGGAAUUCAAAUGGGCCAACUUCACACUGGAAGAGCAGGCAAAGGUGAUCAUUGCAGCCCGGAGUAACAACGAGAUGGAUGCAUCAAAGCUGAAGAGGGAGUUCCCUGAGUUGCUGUCAAUAAAGGAGUCAUUGAUCAAGUAUGUGUUUGAACCAAACAGAAAAACCCCUGCAUCAUAAGCAUAAGUUCCCAGCAUUGUUGAAUUUAGUGGACAGCAGAUUUCAUUUUUAUGUCCGCCCAUCAUCUCUUCACUUAUUCUUUCUUAGCAUAAAUACGUUUUUUUUCUUUUUUCCUUUUUUAUUGCUCUUCCUCGGUUCUCUUCUUAGAGAAUUGGAAUGUUCAGCAAACCUUGGAGACUUCGAUGCUUUCUUUCUCCUUCAGUCACUGAUAUAUGUAAGGGUUUUAAACUUCUUGAAUGCAAUUACACGAAUGCAUUACAUCUAUACAUUCCGAUGUUUUUUUUGAAGCCGAAUCUGUCCUUUGUCAUUCGAAGAAACAGAUUCUGUUCAC